This is a messenger RNA of Cladophialophora immunda, 777 nucleotides long. RefSeq lists its product as uncharacterized. Bases 1 to 777 code for a protein of 258 amino acids. Gene Ontology annotation, cellular component: mitochondrion. NCBI's taxonomy places the organism in Eukaryota, Fungi, Ascomycota, Eurotiomycetes, Chaetothyriales, Herpotrichiellaceae. Gene Ontology annotation, molecular function: enoyl-CoA hydratase activity. The record is from RefSeq and is a predicted model, not a curated record. Gene Ontology annotation, biological process: fatty acid beta-oxidation. The transcript is spliced from 2 exons.
AUGGCUCCCGUUCACUCUCCACCGCCGACGAAAUUUGCGAAGCUCUCCUUUCCCGCCCCAAGGGUGGUUCUAGUCACGAUGUCGCGACCUGAGAAAUUGAAUUGCAUUUCUGCGGCGGAUGUUGUCGAGAUGACUAGCGUCUUUCGCUGGUUUGACGACGAACCCUCUCUCUCGGUCGCCGUUCUUACUGGUGCUGGGCAAAAGGCAUUUUCGACCGGCGCCGAUUUGAAGGAAUGGCAAGAAAAAGCAUCUGCUGCAGGUGGAAAGCCUGGUGCGGGUCCCGGCGACGUCCCUGGAGCCGUUCCAUUGUCCAACCGUGUGGGGAAGAAGCCAGUGAUCGCCGCUGUCAAUGGAAUGGCUCUAGGAGGAGGUUGUGAAACUAUCAUGAAUUGCGAUCUGGUAGUCGCAGCCGAUACUGCUGUAUUUGGAUUGGUAGAGGUGAAGCGAGGCGUUGCACCAUACGCUGGUGUUCUUCCACGGCUGAUACGGACUCUUGGCUUGCAGAGAGCAAGCGAAAUGGCUUUGACAGGGAAUUACUUCUCUGCCCAGAAAGCAAUGGAAUGGGGUUUCGUUAACAAGGUUGUUCCACAAGAGGAUGUCGUUAAUGAGGCAGUGCGGUAUGCCAAAGUUAUCGCUGAAAAUAGUCCGGAUUCCAUUAUCUGUACAAGAGCUGGGAGAAACGAAUGGGCUGAACUGCAGAAGGGAGAGAAUAUUCUCGAAGGCCUGAAGGCGUUCAAAGAGAGAAGGCCACCUGUAUGGUCACCCUCAAAGUUGUAG